This is a messenger RNA of Setaria italica (foxtail millet), 1795 nucleotides long. RefSeq names its product probable S-adenosyl-L-methionine-dependent RNA methyltransferase RSM22, mitochondrial. Gene Ontology annotation, molecular function: methyltransferase activity; structural constituent of ribosome. The transcript is spliced from 12 exons. Gene Ontology annotation, biological process: translation. Gene Ontology annotation, cellular component: mitochondrial small ribosomal subunit. The record is from RefSeq and is a predicted model, not a curated record. The coding region runs from base 62 to 1618 and encodes 518 amino acids. NCBI's taxonomy places the organism in Eukaryota, Viridiplantae, Streptophyta, Magnoliopsida, Poales, Poaceae.
UCGCAGUUGUUUCUCUAUCACUCAAAACAUUCUUCUUGCGAGCGCCGCCGCGAGAGGAGACAUGGCGGCCGCGCUCGUGCCGGAGACGGCGCAGCGGCUGCUGACGCCGGAGACCCUUCGCACGGCGGCCAAGCAGUCCCAGGGAAUACACCUCGUCCCCCUCUCCCUCCGCCGCGCCAUCAAGCGCUACCUCCGCGACCAAGACAAGGCGCACAUGAACCGCAAGGUGCUUCUGCUCUCGGCAUCCUUCGACCGCGCCAAGGGAACCGGCGCCGAGCUCGCCGCGGCUGCCACCCGCGGCGCGCUCCUCGACGACCCAAACGCGCCCUCGGGCGCCGAGCAGCGGGCGGCGCGCUGGAAGGUGAGGUCCGCGUACGGCGAUAUCGGCCUCCGGUACCGCGAGGACGAGACAGUCGCCUACGUCGCGUCACGCAUGCCCGCCAUCUACGCCGCAUGCCACCGCGUACUGCGCGAGGUUCGACGGAGGUUGCCAGAGUUUGCGCCUGCCAAGGUGUUGGAUUUUGGUGCCGGGCCAAGCUCAGCGCUUUGGGCAAUGAGGGCAGUGUGGCCAAAAUCAAUAGAGCGGGUUAACCUGGUCGAGCCUUCCAAGGAAAUGCAGAGAGCAGGGCAGAGUCUACUUGACAAUUUGAAGGGGUUGCCACUCAUCCACAGCUAUGAUAGCAUCCAAGAGUUGAACCGCAACAUAGAAAAACAUGAGCGAGGGCAUGAUCUUGUAAUAUCGUCUUACGCACUUGGAGAGAUUCCUUCUUUGAGCGACCGAAUAACAAUAGUGCGCCAGCUUUGGGACCUCACAAGUGAUGUAUUGGUUUUGUUAGAGCCUGGAACACCCCAAGGAGCAAAGAUUAUAAGUCAAAUGCGCUCUUAUAUCCUUUGGAUGGAAAAGAGAAAGUGUCGCAAAUCUGAGAAAUCCUCAAGCCGUCCUCCAAGUAAUGUGAAGAGCAUCGUUGCUCACGAAGCCUCAUUGAAAAAUGGGUCUUUUGUGGUUGCCCCUUGUCCCCAUGACGGUCAAUGUCCAUUGGAGAAUUCAGACAAAUACUGCCACUUUGUCCAGAGAUUAGAGAGGACUUCAUCUCAGCGUGCCUACAAGAGGUCAAAAGGUGUGCCUUUACGUGGUUUUGAGGAUGAAAAAUUUUGCUAUGUUGCUUUAAGAAGGGGCAAACGACCAGAGGAAGCUUGGCCACUUGAUGGCAUGAAAUUUGAGACGCUCAAAGAACGCCGUGCUAAGAGAAAACCAGAAGAUCUUAGCAUUGAUUAUGACGAUCAAUUUCCAAGUGAGCAAGAUGAAGAGGUUCCUAACGAUGGUGGGGACAGUCUGGUACCAUAUGCUUCAGAUGAACACGAAUUAAGUUUGUUCCAUGACAGUGAAGAAGCGGAGGAGGAGGAGCAAACGAUUCGUGCUGACCUUGGAGGAGGUUGGGGCCGGAUUAUAUACAGUCCCAUCCGAAGAGGGAAGCAAGUACAGAUGGAUGUAUGUCGGUCCACCAAACGGGACGCAUCCGAAGGCGCGUUUGAGCGUGUAGUUGUCACCCGGAGCAAGAACCCUACCUUGCAUUUUCAGGCCCGCAGGUCACUUUGGGGCGACCUCUGGCCAUUUUAAGCAGUAGAAUCGCCAGGCUUGGUUAGAGCCGAUGGGAGCUCUGAAACUGUUCAGCAUUGGAUUCACUGGGUGAAAACCUUAUGCGGUUUUAGUGACUGUUGUGCCGGAACUAAUACCAAUGUGCUCUAUAACAGAUAUAUAUUGCCGGAAAAAUCUCUUUUGAAACUAUGGGUAUCA